AUGUCUGAACCUGUGAAUGGCAUGGUGGGCUUGUGGAGGGAGGAGGAGGGGGGAGAAGGGCGGCAGCGUGAGUUUAUAACGCUAAGGCGAGGCAGACGGGGGCAUGACGUCAGCGAAACGCGAUCCGAAUACCGGGUUCGACCCCGCGACCUGUCUGAGCUCGCACCCGGACGGAUGAAGACGUGCAGUGUCCUCCGCAGCUGGCUCGGCCGUCCAGCUCGUCGCUCUCCUCGGCCGCUUGCCCCACUCUCCUCCUCAUCUCUGACCUCACCCGCUGUGGAGAUGCUCAUCGACUUUGAGGAGCUCCUCGCCGUUCCCUACGUCUCCCAGCCUACCGUCGCACACAAUCCUCUCCAUCAAUUUGACCUCUAUGUCCCCAAGUCCCCCUCCACCACCACGCAGGCCCCUCCCCUGAUCUGCUUUGUCCACGGCGGCGCAUGGCGAUCCGAAGACAAGGCCCAGCAUGCCCAGCUCGCACGUCGCCUCGCUGCCCACACUCGCUUCCCCGUCGCCAUCCCAAACUACCGUCUCUCCACGCCUGCCACGCCCCUCCGCCACCCUGCCCACGCCGAGGACCUCCUCGCCUUCCUCCACUUCGUCCUCACCUGGUCUGGUCCUCCGUCUUCGCCUUGCCCUUACGAUCCCACACAGCUCUAUCUCCUCGGACACAGCUGCUCCGCACAUAUGCUCACCUCCAUCUUUCUCCAACCACCCGAAUCCAUCUCCGACCCGUCCCCCAGUCCCUCCCCGCCUUCCUCGCCCGCCGCCUCCGAUCCUUCUUCGCCACCUCUGCCGCCCUCCCCCAUCCCCACUCCCGCCGCCCUCUCACCCUCCCCCGCCCUACUCGCGUCCACACGCGCACUCGUCCUCUCCGAGGGCCUCUACGACUUUGACACCCUCCUCCGCGCAUUCCCGGCGUACAAGUCCUGGUUCAUCGCGCCCACCUUCGGCCGCCUGCGCUCCUACACCCCUUGGAACACCGCGUCCUACCGCCCCCGCCCCGGCGGCGCACACCUCCGCUGGCUCGUCCUCCACUCGCGCGGCGACACCUUGGUCCACCCCGAGCAGAGUGCCCUCAUCUGGCGCCACCUCAAGGAACUGUACGCGGAGCCGCAGGACGGCGACGAACGGGGCACGGCGCGCAUGGUGUGCCGCGACUGGGACACGCUUACGGAGGAGCACAACGAUACGCUCGCCGGCGAGGUCUACCCGCGCCUCGUGGCCGAUUUUGUCCGCGAUGACGUCGCCUGGCGGGCAUCAGACAAAUGA
Messenger RNA from Fibroporia radiculosa, 1269 nucleotides. RefSeq lists its product as uncharacterized. The record is from RefSeq and is a predicted model, not a curated record. NCBI's taxonomy places the organism in Eukaryota, Fungi, Basidiomycota, Agaricomycetes, Polyporales, Fibroporiaceae. The transcript is spliced from 2 exons. Bases 1 to 1269 code for a protein of 422 amino acids.